Molecule: messenger RNA, 1388 nt
Organism: Microdochium trichocladiopsis
Lineage: Eukaryota; Fungi; Ascomycota; Sordariomycetes; Xylariales; Microdochiaceae
Product: coiled-coil domain-containing protein 55-domain containing protein
Exons: 1
Coding region: 68-1315 (415 amino acids)
Biological process (GO): regulation of alternative mRNA splicing, via spliceosome
Source: RefSeq, a predicted model, not a curated record
ACUGCACUCUCUGCAACACAAUCACACAUUCGCAAACAUCCAAGCUUUGACACAUCUGGCGGGCAGAAUGAGCAAACCAGGUCUCUCGUUUGGUCUGAACCUGACCAAGAAGUCAGCGCCGACAAAACCCGCGCCCCCCAAACGGAAGCCAAUGUUUGGCGGCGACGACGACUCCGAUGACGACGACGACAACAACAACAACAACAAAUCAAAAGGGACGGCGAUCACCGAGCUAGACGACGACAGCUUCGGCUUCGGCUCAGCAACCUCGAAGACCUCCUCAACAGCAACCUCAAAAUCCAAGAAUGCGAAAGCCCCUUCAUUACAACCGCCAGGCGGCGGCGGCAGCAAGAACAAGAAGCCCCAAAUGUCCAUGUACGGCGACCUCUCGAGCGCGCUCGAGUCGCGCAAGUACCAGGAGGCCGCGGAGGAGCUUGACCCGUCCGUGUAUGACUACGACGGCGUGUACGACUCGCUGAAGCCCGAGAAGAAGAUCACACCCGAGGACGCGGAGCGACGGCCCAAGUACAUGAAGAGCCUGCUCGCCUCGGCGGCGGUGCGCAAGCGCGACGCGCUGAUCGCCGAGGAGAAGAAGAUCGCGAGGGAGCGGGAGCUCGAGGGGGACGAGUUUGCGGACAAGGACAAGUUUGUCACCGAGGCGUACAAGAAGCAGCAGGAGGAGAACCGGCGGUUGGAGGAGGAGGAGAAGAAGCGCGAGGAGGCCGAGGCCGAGAAGAAUAAAGGCGGGGGGAUGACGGCGUUUUACAAGGAUUUGUUGGAGAGGAAUGACCGGAGGCAUGCGGAGACUGUGCAGGCCGCGGCCGAGAGGGCCAAGGAGGGUCCCAGAGAAGCGGCGAAUGGAGCAGAGGGCGAGGAGGAGGACAAGGUCAAGACGGAGGCGGAUCUCGCGAGGGAAAUGAACCGGAAGGGCGCUGGUAUUGCCAUUAACGAGGACGGGCAGGUCGUUGACCAGCGCGAGUUGCUUAAGGGUGGUCUGAACCUGGGCGCUGCCAAGAAGCCCGAGGUCAAGCGGGACACCGACAAGAGUCGCGACUCGCGAGACGACAGGUUUUCCUCCAAGGGCCAAUUCGCGCCGGGUGGCAAGCAGGCCAUGCGUGAGCGGCAGACGCGCAUGCUCGAGGCGCAGCUGGAGCAGUCUCUGAAGCGCUCCAUGCAAGAGGAAGCGGAGGAGCGGGAGAAGGUCGAGCGCGCCGCGAAGAGCCGUAAGACGGACUCGGAGAUCUCGAGCGCAAAGGAGAGAUACCUGGCGCGCAAGCGGGCGGCGGAGGAGGCCAAGAAGCAGGGCCAGGCUUGAAUAGCAGCACUGAGAUACAAUAUGAUACCCCUUCGAGUCCAUUGCCAUCACCCAGAAGAAGAAUAGCCAAGGC